UCGUGAGCAUCUCUAUCGAGCUGUUUAUAGACACCACAUGAACUGUAAAGGAUGUCAUAAUGAAUGCAAGGACGUGUGACAUCAACUUCAUUAACAAUCAUCUUCCUCCUAACAAAGUGAACCAAUUGAUUGCUAUCUCACAUAUACGAAAACUUAUGCCCCGGGCUCCUUUGAAUAAAGGGGUAUAAAUACUCAUCAUUUCACUAUUCAGAGCGCUUAUAAUCUCCAUAUGGAACAAAGGGUGGCUAUAAAUGGGAAGUGGACUCAUUUGUGGAAAUUGAAGAGAUUGUGCAUAAUUCAAACUUUCAUGUGGCUUGUUGCCCAUGAGCGUUUCCUAACUAUCUAUUGUCGUAGCCGAUGGAGUGUCGGCGUUUCACCAACAUGUUUUACUUGCAAAAAUGGAGAUGAAACGACUGAUCAUAUUUUGAAAGAUUGUGUUCAUGCAACACAAGUUUGGAUUAGGCAUGGAGAAACAAAAGUAUCUUUGAAGAGUGAUCUCAUCGCUUGAGCAAUCCAACUCACGAGAUUAUCAAAAUGGCAAAGGAGAUAGAAAAUCAUUAGGAUCUUCACUUGACUUAUGGAUCUCAACACCUGGACAUUGUUUUCAUUGUAUGGAAAAUACCUCGAAAAGGAUGGAUCAACCUCAACUGUGAUGACAUUGACACACAAAAGCUCAAUGAACCUUUCAGGAUGUGGUGGCCUUCUUCGAAACAACAAUGGGAAUAUAUGAUUAGUCAUGCAUGGAAAAUUGGGACUUAUGGCGUCCUACAUGCUGAGAUGUGGGGGGUAUGUACAUGGAUAUGGACAUAGCUCAUCGACAAUGGGUUACACACCUUUAAUUGGAGAGUGUUUCAAAUAUCUUAGUUAACAUGGUGAAUGACAAUUGUAAAAUCAAUAGAAAUAUCCCCACUCUUAUUCAUCGUAAUCAUGAGCUAAAGAAUAAGGACUCACAAGUUGAGAUCAACCACAUGUGGCAGAAAAUUAAUUUGCUAAUUGUAGUUUGACUUUAAACUUUUUUAAUUUGUGUAAUAUGAAGACUCACUCUAUAAAGCUCCAAAGGUUUCCUUUU
Cicer arietinum (chickpea) is the source of this 1069-nucleotide messenger RNA. Lineage: Eukaryota; Viridiplantae; Streptophyta; Magnoliopsida; Fabales; Fabaceae. The record is from RefSeq and is a predicted model, not a curated record.